Messenger RNA from Symsagittifera roscoffensis, 4154 nucleotides. Its product is annotated as kinesin-like protein KIF16B. The record is from RefSeq and is a predicted model, not a curated record. Gene Ontology annotation, molecular function: ATP binding; microtubule motor activity; phosphatidylinositol binding. The transcript has a single exon. Gene Ontology annotation, biological process: mitotic spindle organization; spindle elongation; microtubule-based movement. Gene Ontology annotation, cellular component: microtubule associated complex. Lineage: Eukaryota; Metazoa; Xenacoelomorpha; Acoela; Convolutidae. Bases 70 to 3675 code for a protein of 1201 amino acids.
UAAUGGGUUAUGGUGCUUAAUUCCAGCUGCAUCUAAAAUGAGCUAAUAUAGUUAAAUAUUAUAUAAUAUAUGACUGCGUCUAAUAUCUCCGUGUCUGUUAGACUGCGCCCUACGAACUCCCUGGUCCAGGAUGCCGUGGUGUCAGUCAACGGAAGCAACGUCAGACUGUCCAAGAUGUCUCUGAAAGAUUCGAACUUCAACAGCAGUAGCAGUGAAAGAAACGAGGAGUUCACGUUCGAUCGAUGCUACUCUAAAGCUAACAAUACUCAGGAGAAUAUCUUCAGAGAUAUUGGCGAACAGGCUGUAUACGCUGUAGACGAUGGUUUCAACUGUUGUGUUUUUGCAUACGGACAAACGGCGAGUGGAAAAACAUACACGAUGUUUGGAACUGAAAAAGCGCAAGGUCUAACACCCAGAAUUCUAAACGCGUUAAUCAGUAAAAUUGGUUCUGAAAGUCAGUGUCAGUGUUCAAUCAAAAUGGGAUACCUGGAAAUUUAUAAUGAAAAAGUUCACGACUUGCUUGGCUGGCGACCUUCGAGUUGUAAUGUUUCUUAUCAACUGCCAUCUCUGAAAGUAAGAGAACAUCCAGUAGAAGGAGUUUUCGUCCAGGGUCUAACCAUGCACAACUUAUCAUGUUAUGACGAAGUGAAGGACUACUUGCUACAAGGCAACAAAGUAAGAGCGAUUGCUUCAACUAACAUCAACGAGCACAGCAGUCGCUCACAUGCAAUAAUCAUUCUCAAAGUUGUGAAAAGACAGCCUAAUCAGAAUGGAAGUGGUUUUUCUGAAGUUGUGAGCAAACUUCACUUGAUUGAUCUAGCGGGAAGUGAGCGAGUUAAACACACAGGAGCCACCAGUAAAAGACUCAAAGAGGGUAUUAGUAUUAAUCAAAGCUUGACAAAUUUAGGCAAAACCAUAUCUCUGCUUGUUGAGUACUCAAAACUAGACCCGCAAAAACGACAAGCGUUUCACAUACCCUAUAGAAAUUCAAAUUUGACCUUUUUACUCAAAGAUAGUCUAGGAGGCAAUUCGAAGACAUUCAUGAUUGCCACGAUUUCAACCGCUGCCUCAAAUUACUCUGAAACCAGAAACACUCUUCUGUACGCUUCCAGGGCUAGAAAAAUUGUGAACAAGCCACUUAUCAACCAAGACACAAAUUCUCAAGUCGUUGGAGAUCUCAAAAAAGAGGUCGAAUGUCUGAAAAGGCUUCUAGCACAAGCUUCACUGCACAAUCAGAAAAUGACAGGAGUCUCCAUAGCUACCGCAACGUCGACAAGUUCAAGUCCAGAAUGUUGUUCACAUAGUCAAGUAAUGCAUGAUCAGCUUAUGCGAGACGAAAGAACUAUCGGGGAUCUGCUAACGACUCACGAGUCAUUAAGUGAGCGACCCUUCUCUCCUGAAUCGAUAAACGGCGACAUAAAUACGAGGGAGUUUGGACCCCCAUUUUUAUGUCGAACUUCUAAUAGCAAUUCAUUCACUGAGGGAAACGAAAUGUCAGGCAUGUUCUUCCUCAAAGAAGGCGAAACAAAAAUUGGUUCCGAUGCAAGUAAAGUUGAUCUUCUAAUCGAGGAUGAUGAUGUAAACGAUGUUCACUGUAGUUUGUUCGUCGAAGAUGACUCAGCAACGAUAAUUCGUCACGAUUCAGCUUUCGUGGCUGUAAACGACGAGCCAGUUCUGUCCCAUAAGUUUGUGAAUCAUGGCAAUGAAAUCAGUCUUUCCGGAAGAACUCCUCUAGCUUUCACUUUCUAUUUCCCAUCGCAGCUUGCGACUAAAAUGUUACGGCAACAUCACCGCUCAUCCAGUCGAGCAUCUUUGAUGUCGCCGCCGAGAAGUGUGUCGUCAUGUAGCUCGGGAGCUAGCUCUCGUCCGCUGAGUAACUUAUACGUAGAUUGCAGCUCCAAUUUCAGUUUGAGUAGUAUCGGACAAUCUAACGGUUCGCCAGAACAUAGUCGAUGCUGUUUGUCGAUGCCUGCGAGAAGUUUCGAAACCGAGAGUCGGGGUUCGAUGGCUCCUCCGUCUCCGCAACCAUCGCUUCCGAUGCUUGAAGAUUUCUCACAGCAAACUGAAUUCGCCUGCUGUUCAGCUAGUGAAAAUCUCGUCAGCUUACAGCAAAUGCUUCUGGACUCAUGUGAUAAAGGAGUGAAGCAAAUAGUUGGGGAAAACGAGUCAAUACGAAGUCAGAUUGAGUGUCAGUUAGAUUUGAUCAGGUGUGAUAAUAGAAAAAUGGCACUUUUAGAGCAGAAACUAUACGCCGAAGUGGAAGAAGAACUGUGUAGUUUGAAUAAAACUAGAAAGAAACUUACUUUAGAAAGAAUCGAAAUCGAAGAUUUAGUUGACAGGGAAACGAACGAACUAGAGAGUUUGUCUCGGCUCACGAGAAGUCGGAACGCAUCAACGAGGAGUGUUUCGGACGAAGAAAGCCUGUUCUCGUUGGAUUAUACCGAAAGUACUUUAGAUCUUCCCUCAGAAGAAAGUUGCGAGGGCUACGCUCAAGCUAAGCAGGCAAGUUCGAAUCGGUACCAUAUUUUAAUGGAAGUUCAACAGACAAUGGAAGGAUUUGUUCGAGAAAGUUCCCGAAAUUUGCAGAAAAAAGUGGCCCUUCAGAAGUCAAUAUUGGCCGGUCAGAAUAAAUUAGCUGAAGUAGAACGCAAGCUAAGUUCAAUAUCGGAUAAAUGCAACUGGCUUUGUUCAUAUUGCGACAAGUUGAAAGAAUACUUCGAAGUUGAAAGAAGCUCUAUGCGUGACUUUGAGACUAAAAUGGGUAAUUUCUGUUCACAUGCUAAGCGUCAAUUGGAUUCAAAAGAAGAUGCAAUCAUGCAAACAAAAGUUAAAUUAGAAAGGUUCCGAAAAACAAGUUCAUGUCCCGUAAGCCCAGCCCGGACAGAAAUGAGUGCCAAGUCACCCUAUAAGAAAUGGUCUUUCACGCCGAAUAUUCGGAUAACCGACGAAGUUUUCCCAAGGAAACCAAGUCAUUGGCUGAGAAAUGACAUCGAAAUGUCGAAGCAAUAUCGAAGUGCAAGAUUGGGUCCGAAAGGUGACGAGAUGUUUCUGUCACCGCCUGGUUCAAGAGCGAGUCGUGACGAUUCGGGAAUUCUGUUGACUAGUCGCGACGAUCGAAGUGACAGUUCUUUUAGUGCGGCCUCAAUGCCGAUUCACAGUAUGAUGCCGUCGGCACUGAAAACAAUGCGGGGUGCCAAGUCAACUUUUGUGUCUGUCUCUGUGCCGAGAUUCAGACGUCGUAAAUCGCAUUACAAUUACUUCCACGAGUAUCAAAUAGACGUUACUCUACGUGACGAGGCCUGGACUGUCUUCCAUAGAUUCAGCGCACUUAGAGAUGUCCACAUGGCGCUGAAGAGCAAGUACCCUGAACUGAGGUUCCUCGAUUUUCCUCCAAGGAAGGCGUUCGGAAGUCGACUGGAGAAAGUUGCGGCCGAAAGGAGACUGCAGCUGCAACAGUAUUUGCAAUGUCUGGUCAAUUUAUGCAUUUGCAGAGUAGAUCAAACGGAAGAAGCUGCAGAUAGUUCAGAGAAAGAAAAAAGUCACCAGAGUUCAGGAAUUUCGAAAGAUUGCUUAAUUCAGCUGCUACCCUUCUUAGAUCCUGCAUUCAUUGGCUCACAGCAAGGACCAUCGGGGUCAGCGAAUUUACGCGCAAGUGAAUUUUCAGUUGAUUUGUGAAUUCUCAGCUCGAACAUAGUGUAAUUAGAAAUCUAUCUAAUUCUGAAAAUUAAUUUUGUACAAAUUUUAUAGCUUAAAAACAAUAGAGAAAAUUUUAUGCGCUCAUAGUUGUUACUUAUGUAUUGAUUGCUAAAUGUGCUAUUAGAGUUCAGUUGCGCAAAAUUGUUAGAUGAAUUUCGUUGACACCUUUUCACAGAUUUCAAAAUUUAGCUUGAGACUCAAAGCAUGAACUGUAAAUGUCAUAAUGUUCAUUAAUUAGCUUGACUUUGUUGCUGCGCAAUUUUAUGAUAUUUCAAUCAAAUGUCAGAGAACACAAUUGUAUCUUGAAAUUGCUAGUGCUUCAACCAUGUGGCUCACAUAGAUCAGUUUUGUGUAAAUAAUUUUUGAGAAACAUCCCAAUUAUUUACUCAUCAGCAUCGCCAAAGGACGAGAUCGUCAAGGUGUGCUAAUAUCCCCCAAAAAGAGCAGUUGAAUACAUA